GACCCACAGCUCCUUGCUCAGUUCUACUAUGCUGAUGAAGAACUAAAUCAAGUAGCAGCUGAACUGGACAGUUUGGAUGGAAGGAAAGACCCACAGAGAUGCACGCUGCUAGUCAACCAGUUUCGCUCUUGUCAGGAUAAUGUUUUGAACAUCAUAAAUCAAAUCAUGGAUGAAUGCAUUCCACACGAACGGGCCAACCGAGACUUCUGUGUUAAGUUUCCAGAGGAAAUACGCCAUGACAACCUUGCAGGACAGCUUUGGUUUGGAGCAGAAUGUUUGGCUGCUGGUUCAAUAAUUAUGAAUCGUGAAAUUGAGAGUAUGGCUAUGAAGCCAUUGGCCAAGGAUCUGACCCGAAGCCUAGAGGAAGUCAGAAAUAUAAUUCGUGACCAGGCCUUAAGGGAUUUGAACCUCUACACAGAAAAAAUGAAAGAUUCACUCAAGCAUUUUGAUGUCCUUUUUGCUGAAUUUGAAUUAAGUUAUGUGUCAGCCAUGGUACCAGUGAAGUCUCCAAAAGAGUAUUAUGUACAGCAAGAGGUAAUAGUACUUUUCUGUGAAACUGUGGAGAGAGCCUUAAGGCUUGGAUACCUCACUCAAGAUAUGAUAGAUGACUAUGAGCCAGCUUUAAUGUUUACAAUUCCAAGAUUAGCCAUUGUAUGUGGCCUUGUUGUCUACUCCGAGGGACCAUUAAACUUGGACCAUAAACCAGAAGAUAUGUCUGAACUAUUCAGACCUUUCCACACUUUGCUAAGAAAAAUAAGGGAUCUACUUCAGACAUUAACUGAGGAUGAACUGCACACACUGGAACGUAACCUCUGCAUCUCUCAAGAUGUUGAUUUUCCUGUCAGACCGGAUCCUGAAGUACCUUCUGUCAUUACACCAGGCAUAACUGCAACUUUGCCUGCUAAGGAGCUUUCAGCAAAAGCUGAAAACACAGAGGCUGAGCUGGCUUGUUCUAUGCAGUAUGAUGAACAGGAGCUGGAACAGCUGAACAGAAUGGUACACAGAGUCGGAGAUGAAAUGUCUUCGCUGCUUUCCCCUCCAAGCAUCUGUCAGUCUCCAGCUCACAGACCUAGCCUAAGAAAUAGUUCUAGCACAGAAGCUUCACCAACAAGACACCAUCUUGACAAUUUAACUGAUGAAGAGGACAGAGUGUUUUUUAUGGAUGACCUAGAUGGAGCAGGAGAAGCUCUUGCUGGGUUGGAUUCAGUAAGUGAUACUCUUGCUUGGGUGAAUAACCCUUGCCACGAUUCAGAACAGAACCUGCAAUAUAGAGAUGCUUUGCUGUAUGAGAAUGGCCAUCAGACUGAGGAAACUUUGCUUUUAAAAGAUGCUGAAAGUGACUUAAGCAAUAAUAACAAUAUUGAAGAUAGCAAACAGAUGUCUGGCAUUUCAGUCCAGAAUUCAUGCAGCUGUCUAGAAGGUCCAGACUCACAGUUAUACCUCAAUGGCUGGGAUGCCUAUGCUGAUGAUGCAGAAAUGGCAGAAGUGAUAGCUCACAGGACAGGAGGAAUGAAAAUAUCUGCUACUGUAAUAUUCAAUCCUAAAUCUCCCUCUAGCUCAGAAUCCCCAGUAACCACUCCAGAAGCAGCUAUUAGUUGUGUUCCUGGAUCUGCUAAUCCAUUAGCAAAUGAGGAGGAGGAUGAAUCCCAUAAACUCAGCAUAGCUGCCACAAACUGUCUAAUUAAUUCCUGUGUGUGUUGUGGCAGCUGUGAAGACAGCAGGGAGGACAGCGUUGAAGGUUUAAAGACUAAACAUUCUGCAGGAGGUGUUGUAAAUGCUUCGUACACAUUAAUAAAGUCUAAGGAAAUGGACCAUGUAGAUAACUUGGACAAUUCAGUCCCUGCACAGGAAACAUUAAAACCUGAAACUUCCACUUUGUUAGCAGAAAGAGACUUUAGCAGAGAAGAGCCAAAACUGCCAAUCUCCUCUAAGUGCCUGGCACAUUCCUCAGGUUCACAGGUAGGAGCAGAAAAUGAGUCUCAAGGAGAAGCAGAAAGCAUCUCAAACCAGCAGAAGAAGUGGGAGAAGAGAAAACAACAAUGUGAGAAAAAGCUGGACAACAGUGAAGAUGCUCGUAGUGAAAGGACAGCAAAGGAAGAUGUGAAGUCAAGAUCUAGUUCAAGUUCUCAGGAUGGCUUACGUGAUUCCCCCCUCAGCUCCAUCUCCAGCAGUGACUAUGAGAGUGUUUCUGUCACUACAUGUAGUCUCUCCAGCAUAUACGCUCUGAGGUAA
Molecule: messenger RNA, 2232 nt
Organism: Eurypyga helias (sunbittern)
Lineage: Eukaryota; Metazoa; Chordata; Aves; Eurypygiformes; Eurypygidae
Gene: ZFYVE28
Product: zinc finger, FYVE domain containing 28
Exons: 8
Coding region: 166-2232 (688 amino acids)
Biological process (GO): negative regulation of epidermal growth factor-activated receptor activity
Cellular component (GO): early endosome membrane
Source: RefSeq, a predicted model, not a curated record